AUGAAUAUUGCUCAAAUAUUUGUUAUUGUACCAUUGACAUAUGCUGAUUUAGAAAAUCUUCAAGAAUAUCAACAAACAUUUUUUUAUAAUUUUAUUAUGGAAGCAGAUUCUGUGGGAUACAAUUGUAGUAUAAUGCUAAUUUUAUCUUUUACAAUUGAUCGUUUUAUUAUAUUUUUAAACAUAUUUUUAAUCAAAAAAAUGAAGAUUCGUAUAGUAUUUUUUUGUAUUUUUUCAUGGAUUUAUGGAUUAAUUAUAAUGAUUCUUAAUAAUACUUUUGAAAUAAGAAAAGAAUAUGAUCGUGAAAAUUUUUGUAUAAUUGUUAAUAUAAAUAAUUCUAGCUUAUAUUCAGUUUUCUUUAUUUCAUAUACUCAGAUGUUUUCUAGAAUAGUACCAUUUAUUAUACUAGGAUUAUAUGCUUUUUGUAUAAUAAGAGUAAAACAAUUUGUUAAAAACAAUGCUAUGACAUUUGAAAGCAGACGUUUUGAGAGAAAACUUUUAAUUCAGGGAUUUACAUUUGCCUUAUUUUAUGAAAUUGAAGCUUUACUUUUUUAUCAAAGAGAUUUUAUAUUAUCAAUAAUUGGAAAACAAUUUAUAAAAUAUUAUUUUGUUAUUUUAAAUUUUUUCAUUAUUGUUUUUACAUGCUUCAACAGUGUAGCUAUGUAUAUAUUUAUUGAUAAAGCUAAAGAAGAUUUAAAAAAUUAUUUCAUCUGUAAGAGAUAA
This is a messenger RNA of Strongyloides ratti, 720 nucleotides long. RefSeq names its product G protein-coupled receptor, rhodopsin-like family and GPCR, rhodopsin-like, 7TM domain-containing protein. NCBI's taxonomy places the organism in Eukaryota, Metazoa, Nematoda, Chromadorea, Rhabditida, Strongyloididae. The transcript is spliced from 2 exons. The record is from RefSeq and is a predicted model, not a curated record. Gene Ontology annotation, cellular component: membrane. The coding region runs from base 1 to 720 and encodes 239 amino acids.